Molecule: messenger RNA, 1434 nt
Organism: Adineta steineri
Lineage: Eukaryota; Metazoa; Rotifera; Eurotatoria; Adinetida; Adinetidae
Source: the annotation of a GenBank genome assembly
AUGGUAAGCGAACUUAGUGACAAAUCAUAUGCGUUCCGUCUCUGUGACAGCCUAGGAAAAUCGCUAACAAGUAUAUCGCCUAUUCAUGGCUAUGAGAAAUUUCCGUUGGUGUCACUUGAAAAGGCCGUUGAAUCUCUCGAAUGGAUCGUACCUAGAGUUCAACAUAUGGUGCAUACAGUGAGAUUUAAUUGUAAAAAUCCACCAGAUAAUCUAACUCCAGAUGAAUCCGCUGCAAUUAUGCUCUAUACACUACCGUGGCAGCCGGAAAAAGAAUCGUUUUAUUCGAUUCUCAAUUCUACACUACGUGCAGAAGAUCAAACUAAUUUAAAAUCAUGGUUCUGGUAUUUGAAGUUGUCUACUACUGCGCUAUCAAAACUACCAUCUCAGCGACAGUUUCUUUAUCGUGGAAUAAAGAAAAAUCCGAUAGGUGAUUAUCCUCAAGGAAAAACAUUCUUUUGGUGGUCAUUUACUUCCUGUACGGAUUCUAUUGAUGUUCUUAAAUCUGAACUGUUUCUAGGCAAAACUGGUAAACGCACAAUAUUUACUAUUGAUGCUUGCACUGGGAAAGAUAUUCAGAAACAUUCAAUGGUCAAAACAGAAAAUGAAGUUUUAUUGCUUCCCGGUUGUCAAUUUAGAGUUAUCGGAACUUUAGAUGUCGGCAAUGAUUUAAAUAUGAUUCAGAUUCAGGAAAUCGAUUCACAAUGCGCUGUUUCUACAUCAAAUAAAACGUUACCACCUUCAUUACCAAUAAAAGCACACAAUUUUCAAUCCUACCAUAACGUAACACUCGAACAAAUCAUUCAAAACUGUCAAUCGCGCAAGUUAAACUUGAGUGGACAACAAUUGAAUGAUGAAGAUAUGGGCAUAGUUAGUAAUCAGGGAAUUAUAGAUAAACAAUGCAAAAUACUCGAUUUGAUGUCUACUGAACUUACACCACGAGGUGUUUCAAUCCUGUCGGAUGCAAUUUAUAAUAGUCAAUAUUUGGAAGAAUUGAAUAUUUCACAUAAUAAUAUAUCGGAUUCGGGUGUUAAGCAUUUAGUGUCGGUGAUUAACAGCUCAGCUCUGAAACGCAUUGAUCUAUCCGAGAACGAUAUUUCAGAUGAAGGCGCCGGAUAUCUAGCAGAAAUGUUCCGAACAAAUGUAAAAUUGGUUCAAUUAUCUUUGGCCGAAAACCGAAUAGGCAAUACUGGUGUAAAAGUCUUAGCCGAUGCCCUUAAUCAUGGAAAUGUGGCUCUAGAAGUUUUGAAUCUAAGUGCGAACACCGAUAUCAAUGAUGAUAGUAUUGAUACACUGGUUGAUAUGAUAAAACAAAAUCAGUCACUGAAAAAACUCGAUUUACGCCAUUGUGAUUUGACAGAAGAUUGUGAAAGAGAACUACAAACAGCAGCCAAAUCGAGAAAAAAGUUUCAAUUAUGGCUUUCCCACGUCAUGUAA